Mya arenaria is the source of this 3646-nucleotide messenger RNA. Its product is annotated as dihydroorotate dehydrogenase (quinone), mitochondrial-like. The record is from RefSeq and is a predicted model, not a curated record. NCBI's taxonomy places the organism in Eukaryota, Metazoa, Mollusca, Bivalvia, Myida, Myidae. Gene Ontology annotation, biological process: 'de novo' pyrimidine nucleobase biosynthetic process; pyrimidine ribonucleotide biosynthetic process. The transcript has 10 exons. Gene Ontology annotation, cellular component: mitochondrial inner membrane; cytoplasm. Gene Ontology annotation, molecular function: dihydroorotate dehydrogenase activity. Bases 102 to 1403 code for a protein of 433 amino acids.
AAAAAUCCAAGGUGAAGGUCGUUUGCAAAGUGAAAGUAGAAUCUGUCACAUUGUAUAACAGGUCACCGCUAUACAGUUUUCUGUGUUGACAUUCCACAGACAUGGGUGCAAGAAACCAGACAACGUUUAUGAAACAGCUGAAGGAGAUGGCCUUGAUAGUCGGUGGAGGCUCUCUGGCGUUUGUCGGAAUCCAGGUUUACAAUGGGAAUGAGCGAUUCUACCGGGACUACAUAAUGCCCUGUGUGAUGCGCUGCCUCGACCCAGAAAGUGCCCACAAUCUUGCCAUCUUCAUUGCCAAACACAAACUUGUUCCAAAACAAAAUUACGCUGAUCCUGCCAGUUUGCAAACCAAGGUGUGGGACCGGGAGUUCUCGAACCCAGUGGGCGUAGCGGCUGGUUUUGACAAGGACGGGGUUGGGGUUGAUGCCAUGUUGGAAUCAGGGUUUGGGUUUGUUGAGGUCGGCAGUGUCACACCCAAACCCCAGCCUGGGAACCCUAAACCCAGACUAUUCAGGCUAGUGGAAGAUAAAGCAGUCAUUAACAGAUUUGGUUUCAACAGUGAUGGUCACAAAGCUGUCAAAGAAAGAUUACAAGCAAGAACUGCAGAUCAAAAGAAAGAUGAGAUCUACUAUCCGUACAUAUCUGAAGAGCGCAAUAUGUUAAAUAUAAAUAUGUGGACAGAAACUUGGGGUCCGGACACACCUCCGCUCCACUGUCAAAGUUGUGGUGGUGUUGUCGGGGUAAACCUGGGAAAGAACAAGACCUCUGACAGCCUCGUGGGAGACUAUGUGGAAGGCGUGAGAGAGUUUGCUCCCCUGGCAGACUACCUGGUGGUGAAUGUCUCCAGCCCCAACACACCAGGCCUCCGGAGCCUACAGGGGAGACAACAGCUGGAAGAACUCAUAGCCAAGGUAUCAGAGGAAAGAAAUAGCAGCAACUCCGAGAGAAAGCCGCCAUUGUUGGUGAAGAUAGCCCCCGACCUGACAGAACAAGAUAAAACUGAUAUAGCAGCUGUUGUCCUUCAAACACCUGGUCGUGUGGAUGGCCUGAUAGUUAGUAACACAACCGUAUCCCGGCCUGACAGCUUGCAGAGCAAACAUAAGAGUGAGAGUGGAGGCCUGAGCGGGGAGCCACUGAAAACACUUGCUACACAGACCAUAGUAGACAUGUACAGGCUUACUAAUGGGGCGGUGCCUAUCAUAGGUGUGGGUGGUGUGGCGAGUGGCCAGGACGCGUAUGAGAAGAUCCGUGCGGGCGCGAGUCUGGUGCAGCUGUACUCAGCCCUCGUGUACCAGGGGCCACCUGUCGUAAAGACCAUCAAACGUGAGCUGGCUGAACUGCUCGAGAAGGAUGGCUUCACCAGUGUGUCUCAGGCAGUAGGGGCUGGGCUUAAGGACGUCUGACACAGUUGCCCAUUGCAUGAUGCUGACGCUUUGGGCUUAUCGCGCAGUGAACGGGGCUUGCAUUCUCCACAUAAACAUUAGUAUUGGUAAUACUAUGCUGGACAGCUGUCAAAUAAUGGAAGAAAUUUUUGGUGUAUAUGGAAUGAACUGUUGAUAUAAAUACAAAAUUUUAGUAACUGGCUUUGUCAAUGUAUAUGUAGUAUCAAAUGAAUUUGUUUUGUUGUCUAAAUACGGAUGAAAACACUUAUCUCCAGUGUCAGAUGUUCAUUAUUCAAUGUUUUAUUAAGUUAAUAAUGCACCAGUCAAUUGUAACCACUGCUCCCCCAGGUGCGGGGUAUAGCCGGGACUUUGACUAUCGGUCCAGCCAACCCCGGGUAGAAUCCCUGGCCUACGGGGACCAACUGCUGGUUAAAUCCCCGCCAAAUGCCCCCGCACCCCAGGGACCAUAGGUAAGGCCCAGUCCAGGCUAUUUGGGCGCGAAGACAAAAAAAACGUAUUCACUCGGCACUGCGGGGCCACCUGGAAGGUAAAAACACUGCCCAUUUACCCGGCUAUCUCCGGUAUACCCUCUGACCUGGGGGGCCGUGGUAACUAUUGACUGGUGCAUAAGCUUAUAGCAAUAUGCUGCACCCUAUUUACUGGUCAAGUACAAGCAUGCAAAAUGGUCUGUGGAUAUCAAAAACAGGCACGGGGGCCAUCUUACUGUCGUGCACACAUAAAAGAUAUUGUAAGACAAAUGCUAGGCAUGUGUUAGACUCGAGUUUAAUAUUCAAAUAAACUUUGUGUAACCUUUUCAGCCACUCUCUCUGUGUACAAUACAACCAAGAAUAAAUGCUCAAUCUUACAAUACAUGUAUGUUCUUUGGUAAGAUGGAUGCACGCAGAAGUUUUGACAAACAUUUAUGGAUUGAAUUAUUAUUUAGUAUUGUGGUAAGGUGUAUGAAAAUAUUUGGUCAGUUUAUGAUAAACUUUGAUUGACUUAAUGUUUUCAUAGACAGAGGAAGGCAGAUCUGUUUUACCAGACAAUUGAACGUAGCAUAAUUUCGGCUGUUUGAACAGCCUUUGCUUCAAUGACGCCACUUGUGUCAUCAACAUUGCGUUCAUAUUACCCGAAUAAAACGUAAUUUGACCAAUUAGGACCUUCGUUUUUGUACUAUUAGAGGUAUUGCGUUCCUCUGGUUAUGAAUGUAAUUAAAAAAUGAGUUAAUUUAUGUAACCACAUGCAAUAGGAGUGUUAAUGUACAGAUGUCAAUAUCGGGCUGGUUUUGUUUUAAUAGCCAGAUAUCUUUCAUACCACGUGUUUAUUUCUCUGGAAACAAAAAGAGCUUGUAAUUGCAUCUUAUUAGUUUAAAUAAGGGACAUUACUUCUUAAUUAAUAUUUUUUUGAUCCCCGUUGAUAUCAGUAAUAACUAAAUAAGUUAUUGAGUUGUUAUGGAUACUUGCUUCUCAAAGGUUUAAGCCUUCUAUAAGUGACCCCCCCCCCCUCCCCCCCAAUCUGUGUACAAUACACAACCUCUGGGUAUUGAUCUUAAUCUACUUGCCUUGAUCCCUCUUAUCAGAUCUCCGAUCUGAGUAUCCUGCUGUGCAGUUUGGGAGGUUUUAUUAUAUUAAAUGGACCCUAAAUGGCCCUGAGCCAAUAAAGGAUAACACAGGAAAUUGGCCCCUGUCAUGCCAAACAGUCUUUAAACUAGGCCUUUAAUAAUAAAGCUACGGGGGGGGGCACAACCAUUACUCUGAUCUUCUUUGAUGGCACAUGUAUCAGAGGCCAAUGACAAACAGACAAUUAACGAGUGACAGACAAGCCAUAAGCAAGCAACAUAUCAUGACUCAUGACUCAUGAUGUUGAAGAUGUCAAUUACUUUUGAGAAGAUUUAAGCCACACUCUUGAAUUGGUCAUUAUAAUUCUUUAUAUUAACAAAUAAAGGAAGCCAGGAAGCAUCAGGCCUAUUGACAGCUUAUAACCUUCUGUCUGAAAGCCAAAAGAGUCGACAAAAGAGAUACCUUUGCUCGAUAGUAUGUAUGAUUUCUUAACCUGAAAACAUACACAUUAACAUUUGAAUGUUGAUAACUUCUGUUGCGAUGUUGAUAAAUUUCAAUAUAUUCAUUCAAUGUAAUAAUAAUUAUGGACAUGUUUGAUAUUAACGAAAUUUGACAACACUUUAUUUUGUUUAUUUGUACCCAUUUACAAUGUUCAUCUGGUGCUGUUUAUACAUGUAAUGAAAUAAAAUAAAGUAUUACAACCGU